Messenger RNA from Ostreococcus tauri, 1512 nucleotides. Its product is annotated as Cytochrome P450, conserved site. Gene Ontology annotation, molecular function: iron ion binding; heme binding; oxidoreductase activity, acting on paired donors, with incorporation or reduction of molecular oxygen. The record is from RefSeq and is a predicted model, not a curated record. Bases 1 to 1512 code for a protein of 503 amino acids. NCBI's taxonomy places the organism in Eukaryota, Viridiplantae, Chlorophyta, Mamiellophyceae, Mamiellales, Bathycoccaceae. The transcript has a single exon.
AUGGCUGGCGGCCCAACGCUCGCGAACGAGAUCGCGCGCGCCAUGCGCGAUUCUCCGCUCUACGUCACGAUUCCGGCGGUGAUGAUGACGAUCAUCCUCGCGAUCUUUAUUCUGGAUCAACUCUCGCACGGUCCGUUGAAGGGACGGAGGAGUCCGCCGGUGAUCUCCGUCGCGCCGGUGUGGGGCGGCAUGGUCGCGUUCCUCGCGGGACCGAUGCGGCUGAUGCGAGAGGCGAUGCCCAAGUACGGUGAGGUGUUCACCGUGCCGGUGUUCCACAAGCGGAUCACGUUUUUGAUCGGGCCAAAGGUGAGCGAACACUUUUUUAAGGCGAAGGACACGGAGAUGUCGCAGAAGGAGGUGUACGAGUUCAACGUCCCGACGUUCGGUAAGGGCGUGGUGUUCGAUGUCGAUCACACGACUCGCGCUGAACAGUUUAGGUUCUUCGCGGACAGCUUGAAGAGUAAUCGGUUGCGGAUGUACGUGGGGAUGAUGGUCAAGGAGGCGGAGGAUUUCUUCGCCAAGUGGGGCGACGAGGGCGAGGUGAACCUGUUGGAUGAGCUCUCAGAGCUCAUCGUGCUCACCGCGUCGCGAUGCUUACUCGGACGGGAGAUUCGUGAGACGCUUUACUCUGAGGUCACCGAACUUGUGCACGACUUGGAUAAGGGUAUGGUACCGUUGUCGGUGUUCUUCCCGUACGCCCCGAUCGAGGCGCACCGCAAGCGCGACAAGGCUCGCAAAAAGUUGGCUCAAAUUUUCGACAAGGUCAUUCAGGCUCGACGCGAGAGCGGCGCGAGCGAACCAGAUGUUCUCCAGACGUUCAUCGACGCUCGUUACAAGAAUGGUUCCAAGCUCUCGAACGAUCAAGUCCUCGGCAUGUUGAUUGCGGUGUUAUUCGCGGGUCAGCACACAUCUUCGAUCACGUCCACGUGGACGGGUUUGCUCUCCAUCGCUAACAAGGAGCGCGUCUUCCCGGCCCUGGAAGAAGAGCAGCGCAAAAUUAUCAAGGCGCACGGCAACGAGCUCGACUUUGAUAUAUUAGCGAAGAUGGACGAGCUGCACUUUGCGGUGAAGGAGGCGCUCCGCAUGCAUCCGCCGCUCAUCAUGCUCUUGCGUUACGCCCAGUCGGCGUUCGAAGUGGAGACGACCGAGGGAAAGAAGUACACUGUACCGAAGGGACACAUCGUCGCCACCUCUCCGGCGUUCGCCCACAGACUUGACAGCGUGUAUAGCGAACCGGACACGUACAAGCCCGGACGCUUCCGCGAGCCGAACGCCGAGGACAAGGCGGCGUUCGCCUCCUUCAUCGGCUUCGGCGGCGGUCGUCACGGUUGCAUGGGUGAGACCUUCGCGUACAUGCAAAUCAAGACCAUCUGGUCCAUUCUCAUCAGAAACUUUGAAUUCGACAUGGUGGGCGACCUUCCCGAGCCGGAUUACGAAGGCAUGGUCGUCGGACCCAAGCACGCGGGGUGCCGAAUCAAGUACAAGCGCCGCGCCAAGCCGCUCGGCAAGUGA